Messenger RNA from Etheostoma spectabile (orangethroat darter), 2262 nucleotides. RefSeq names its product ceramide kinase family protein. The coding region runs from base 282 to 2045 and encodes 587 amino acids. Gene Ontology annotation, biological process: phosphorylation; ceramide metabolic process. The record is from RefSeq and is a predicted model, not a curated record. The transcript is spliced from 13 exons. Lineage: Eukaryota; Metazoa; Chordata; Actinopteri; Perciformes; Percidae. Gene Ontology annotation, molecular function: ceramide kinase activity.
GGAUAUUUGUAGACUAACACCCGUGUGUCAGGCUCUGCCGGUAAUAUUUUACAGAAAUGAUGGCAUAAAUUUAUCUUGAAAAAAAUAUCUUUACAUUAUUUCAGAAUUAUAUGAAAACUUUCCCAAGGACUUUGGUAUGUUGUUGACUGAUGGCGAGAGGAGAUUGCCAACCUGCUGCGGUUUGUCAGAGAUGCAAAAGUUAUGUCUGUAAAAUGUGAUCAUAAACGUUUUCCGAGAUACGGGAAAGAGCGACGCUGUGGCUAAACAAAGCGCUUUUCAAGAUGGAGACAGAACUGAGGCUGGAGUCGAGUUUGUGGGUCGGGAAUAAAAGAUACCGAGCGGUCCUAUCGGGCUGGCAUUUCAACUGGACCGAGGUAGAUAAGAAGGAUCGCGACAAGAAAACAAUUUCAGUACCUGUGGCAGAGGUGGUUGGAGUAGAAGAGGGUCGGGUGGAGAUCCUGCCCCAGAAGUCAGUCGAGGACACAGACAAAGAUUUUACAGUAUUCUACGUGAAGCGCAGCGGCAGUGGGAGUUCUUAUGGGUUACUAUGGAGACUUGGCCGGAUCCAGUUCAGUUGCCCCAGUCGGGUGCUCAGAGACCAGUGGACGAAACACCUUAGAAUUGCUCUCAAAACUCACAGUCCGCUGCGUCCCAACAGGCUUUUGGUGUUUAUCAACCCAUUUGGAGGGAAGAAGAAAGGAAGAAAGAUCUACCAUUCUCUGGUUGCCCCUUUGUUUGAGCUGGCUGGUAUCAGCUCUCAUGUAAUAGUGACUGAGCGGGCGAACCAGGCCAGAGACCACCUCCUGAAAAAAGACCUGACAGGCUUUGAUGGUGUGGUGUGUGUGGGUGGGGAUGGCAUGUUCAGCGAAAUACUUCAUGGUUUGAUUGGGCGGACACAACAAGAGGCAGGCCUUUCUGAGAAUGAUCCCGCUGUCACUUUACAGCAUUGUCCGCUUCAUAUUGGCAUCAUUCCUGCAGGUUCCACAGACUGUGUGUGUUAUGCCACAGUGGGAGUGAUCGACCAUGUUACUUCAGCUUUGCACAUCAUCAUUGGAGACUCUCAGCCAUUAGAUGUAUGUUCAGUCCAUCAGGCUUCUGCGCUGAUGCGCUACUCAGUGUCUCUGUUGGGCUAUGGCUUCUACGGUGACGUACUGGCUGAGAGUGAGAAACAUCGGUGGAUGGGACCUCUCCGAUAUGACUAUUCAGGCACCAUGGUGUACCUGAGCAACAGAAGCUAUGCAGGCAUAGUUCAGUAUCUACCAGCAGACCCGCUGCUCUCCAGCCCGAGAGAUAGAACACGCUGCCUCUCAGGGUGCAAUGUGUGCUCCAGAAGCACAGAAAGACUUUUUCCCCGCUCUUCAGAAUCGGGCUCCUUGUACAGCUCCCACUUCAGGCAAUUCAGUAGUGACUCAGAAGGCGAGUGGGUGAGUGUGGAGGGCAGGUUCAAAUGUGUGUCUCUCACUUGCAUGUCCAGCUCCUGUCCUAAGAGUCCUCUGGGCCUCUCUCCCUCUGCUCACCUGGCAGACGGGACAGGGGACCUAAUCCUCGUUUGGGACACUCACCCGCUGGGAUUCCUCAAGUUCCUCUAUAGGCACACAAGCACACAGGAUCAGUUUGACCUGCCAUUUGUGGAGGUCCAUCGUGUGAAGGCAGUCCGGUUUUCUCUCCCCUCUGGUAACGGGGAGGAAGAAUAUAAAGAGACUGGAGGGUUGAGAGGAGGGAUAGAUGAAGAAGAGAGAAGCUCCAUUGAGACUGUAAGCAGGAAUGGAUCUCAGCAACACCUGGCAGAGAGAGACACAGGACAAGAAUUGACAAAUGAGCAGAAAAUGGCGACCCCAUUCAUGUGUGGUCUGUGCUGCGGUAAAGCUCCUGCUAAGUCAGUGUGGAACUGUGACGGAGAGAUUCUGUCUUCCACCGAGAUUCUCUGUAGGAUUCAUGGCCAGCUGGUGCGUCUGUAUGCAAGGGGCAUCGAAGACGGAGCAGCCAUGCACAACUGCGGCAAAGAAAAUGACAAGUGUCAAAUGGGAUGCACCCUAAACAAAUAGUCUCACCUAAAUUUAGGAUGAUGAGGGAAAGGUGACAAUGGAAAUGUUGGCAAGGCAAGUUUGAGAUAGCCCUGCAGUCUGUCAUGGCCAAAGAGUUCCUAAUAUUUCAUAUACAUUACAUGUUUUCUCAUUGCAACAAUGAAAAAAACUAUUUAUUCCUAUAUGAGUUUGUUGAAUACUACUUAGAACACCUUUGCUAAAUGAUAAAGUAUUUGUA